CGCAGGCUGCGUCAAAAACCGUCGCGUUUGAAAGCAUGUGGAUGGACGAGAAGGUUUGAGACGUGUAUCCGCGUGUGAUAGAGAUCAGCAGGGCCGGGCCUAAGCGCAGGAACACUAGAGCUCGGCUUUAAAGCAUCUUCUACUGGGGAAAAAAAUCUAAAGAAGGGAAAAAGAUGAAAGAAUAAAAGUUUAAUACGGGAGAGAAAGAGCGAGCAUGUGAGAGGUGAGAAAGGGAAGAUGAAGGGCUCCUGGGGCAGUGACACAGCUGGGAGAAGGUCAUGAUUACUUAGGGGACAAAAACACAGAAGUUUGGACAAAGUCAUGGCGCACAAUCAGGAGCCCGGAGCCGCCGUGCAGACGCGCAACAGGCGCAGAGGGAAAAAGGACAGUAAGACCAGGACCGUGCACGCGAACGUGGUGUACGAGCAGCACAAGGACAACCGGCUGUACGCCAACAACAAGAUCAAGACCACCAAGUACACCGUGCUGUCCUUCAUCCCCAAGAACCUGUUCGAGCAGUUCCACCGCUUCGCCAACGUUUACUUCGUCUUCAUCGCGCUGCUCAACUUCGUGCCGCUCGUUAACGCGUUCCAGCCGGUGCUCGCGCUCGCGCCGGUGCUCUUCAUCCUGUCCGUUACCGCCAUCAAAGACCUGUGGGAGGAUUACAGGAGACACCGAUCUGACCAGGAGAUCAACCACAUGGACUGUCUGGUUUACAGCAGGACGGAGCGCCGUUAUGUGGAACAGUACUGGAAGGAUGUGCGUGUGGGAGACUUCAUCCGUCUGCGCUGUAACGAGAUCGUUCCUGCCGACGUGCUGCUGCUGAGCUCCAGCGAUCCGGACCGACUGUGCCACAUCGAGACGGCCACGCUGGACGGAGAGACCAACCUGAAGCAGAGGCAGGUGGUGCGCAGCUUUAUCGACCUGGACACUGAGUUCGACCCCAUGAAGUACAACAGUGUUAUCGAGUGCGAGAAGCCAAACAACGACCUGAACCGUUUCCGUGGUUACAUACUCCAUCGUAAUGGAAGGAGAGAUGGUCUCUACAAAGACAACCUGCUGCUCAGAGGCUGCACCAUUCGUAACACAGAGGAAGCUGUGGGCAUCGUCAUCUAUGCAGGUCAUGAAACUAAAGCCAUGUUAAACAACAACGGGCCGCGAUACAAACGCAGUAAACUGGAGCGGAGGAUGAACGUCGACGUCUUCUGGUGUGUCAUCAUCCUGCUGGUCAUGUGUCUGUUCUCUGCCAUCGGUCACGGUUUGUGGAUGUUUCAGUACGGUGAUAAGAGGCCGGUGUUUGAUGUUCUGAGUCCUGAGGGAACUGAUCUGUCUCCUGUGGUCUCGGCUGUGUAUCUGUUCCUCACCAUGAUCAUCGUGUUCCAGGUGCUGAUCCCCAUCUCACUCUUCGUCUCCAUCGAGAUUGUGAAGAUCUGCCAGGUUUACUUCAUCCACCAGGACGUGGAGCUGUAUGACGAGGAGACGGACUCUCACCUGCAGUGUCGAGCUCUCAACAUCACAGAGGAUCUCGGCCAGAUGCAGUACAUCUUCUCUGAUAAGACGGGAACGCUCACCGAGAACAAGAUGGUGUUCCGUCGCUGCACCGUGGCUGGAGUCGAGUACUCGCAUGACGCUAACGCGCGGAGGCUGGCGAUGAUGUACCAGGACGUGGACUCUGAGGAGGAGGAGUGUGUGUCUCACGGAGGAACUUUACCCAGGAGAGACAGUGUGUGUAGUCAACACAGCGGCCGAGUCGUCCUGCGCUCACAGAGCACCAAAUCACACCGACGCACAGGGAGCAGAGCCGAGGCCAAGAGGGCCAGCAUCCUGUCCAAACACACCGCCUUCAGCAGCCCCAUGGAGAAAGACAUCACUCCAGACCCUCAGCUGAUGGAGAAGGUGAACGAGUGCGGCAGUCAGAUGGAGUUCAUGCGCUUCCACAAUCAGCUCCUCAGCCAGAUUCCUCCUGAUCUGUGUGACGUCUUCGACUUCUUCAUCGCUCUCACCAUCUGCAACACGGUGGUCGUGUCGUCGCCCAAUCAGCCGCGGCAGAAGGUGCGUCGUUUUGAGCUGAAAUCUCCAGUAAAGACCAUUGAGGACUUUAUUAAGCGCUUCACACCAAGUCGCCUGACGUCCGGCUCCAACAACAGCAGCUCGUCCAGUCUGGCCACCAACCGCUCGUCGUCUCAGCGCGCCACCUCCACCGUUCUGUCGUCUCCGUCAGCCGAGAUCGCGCUGGCUAAGCUAGACGAGGAGCGUCUGCAGCAGGCCUUCAGCCCCGUCCCUCAAGGACACUCCAGGGCUCCUGCUCGUGAUGAAGGCGAGCUACGUUAUGAAGCGGAGUCUCCGGAUGAAGCGGCUCUGGUGUACGCCGCCCGCGCCUACAACUGUGCCCUGGUGGGCCGACUGGCGGAUCAGGUGACUGUGGAGCUGCCACAUGUGGGGAAGCUAAGCUUCGAGCUGCUGCACACGCUGGGGUUCGACUCCACCCGUAAGCGCAUGUCUGUGGUGGUGCGACAUCCACUGACCGAGCAGAUCACCGUCUACACCAAAGGAGCCGACUCCGUCAUCAUGGACCUCAUCAGACCCCCUGCAACAGACUCCAAAGGCAAACGUCAGCGCAAAAUCCGGUAUAAAACCCAGAAUUACUUGAACCUGUACGCCGCUGACGGCCUCCGAACUCUGUGCAUCGCCAAAAAGGUCCUCAGUAAAGAAGAGUAUGCCUGCUGGCUGCGGCGCCACCUAGAGGCUGAAACGGCCAUCCAGGGCAGAGAGGAGCUGCUGUUCGAGUCCGCGCUUCGACUGGAGACCGAUCUACAUCUGUUGGGGGCAACAGGGAUCGAGGACCGGCUGCAGGACGGCGUACCGGAGACCAUCGCUGCUCUGAGGACGGCGGGGCUGCAGAUCUGGGUUCUGACGGGGGACAAACAGGAGACAGCCAUCAACAUCGCCUACGCCUGCAAACUGCUCGACCCCGAGGAGGAAAUCAUCACACUCAACGCUGACUCGCAGGAGGCCUGUGCUGUUCUUCUUGAUGAAAGCUUGCACUACAUCCAGGCCAAGUUCCUGUGCAGUUCCUCGUCUGAUCCUCAUGCGACUCGGCUUGUCCAGCAGGACUACACCAGCAUUCACUUCCUGUCUCCAAGCUCUGGCUCCACCCCCUCAGGCCCGUUCCUGGUGCACCAGCUGGGACUGGUGAUUGAUGGCCGCACUCUGGCCUACGCUCUGGAUAAGAGUCUGGAGGAUAAGUUCUUGGCUGUGGCUCGGAGCUGCAGGUCAGUGCUGUGCUGUCGCUCUACACCGCUGCAGAAGAGCAUGGUGGUCAAACUGGUGCGCAACAAGCUCAAGGUCAUGACCCUGGCCAUAGGUGACGGGGCUAAUGAUGUCAGUAUGAUCCAGGUGGCGGACGUUGGUGUGGGCAUCUCUGGGCAGGAGGGCAUGCAGGCGGUGAUGGCCAGCGAUUUCGCUCUUCCUCGUUUUCAGUACCUGCAGAAGCUCCUCCUGGUCCAUGGACACUGGUGCUACUCUCGUCUGGCCAACAUGAUCCUCUACUUCUUCUACAAAAAUGCUAUGUUUGUGGCUCUCAUCUUCUGGUAUCAGUUCUACUGCGGCUUCUCCGGCUCGGCCAUGGUCGAUCAGUGGUAUCUGAUCUUCUUCAACCUCAUGUUCUCGGCGUUCCCGCAGCUCAUCACCGGGACACUAGACAAAGACGUUUCCGUGGAGACUCUACAGGAGCUUCCGCAGCUCUAUAUGAGCGGACAGAACUCUGAGGAAUAUAAGCCCUACAUGUUCUGGAUGAAUAUGAUCGAUGCCUUCUACCAAAGUCUCGUCUGUUUCUUCAUCCCCUACUUUGCGUACGCCGACUCUGACGUGGAUCUGUUCACCUGGGGCACGCCCAUCACCACCCUCGCACUCCUCACCAUCCUGCUGCAGCUCGGCAUCGAAACCAAAACCUGGGUCUCUCAAACAGUCUGUGUGGGUUUUCAGUGUCCCAGUAAAGCUGUAGCAGAUUUCUCCAACAUCCCAGAACAUACGUGGAUGAACUGGGCGUCUAUAGCGUUCAGUGUGGGGUUGUUCUUCACCGUGGCUCUGUGCUACAACGCCUCCUGCCCCACAUGUUACUCCCCCUCCAACCCCUACUGGACCAUGCAGAAGCUUCUGGGAGAUCCUCUCUUCUAUCUGCUGUGUGUUGUCACACCCAUCGCUGCUCUUCUGCCCAGAUAUUUCUACCGAGCGUGUCAGGGUUCCCUGUUCCCGAGCCCGUUGCAGGUUGGACGUCAGCUGGACAGGUUCCCGCCGGAGCUGCGUAGACGUCUGCUGCACCAGAGCCAGAACAAUCUCUUCCCGUUCUCCAGACCUUUUAUCAAACCCUGCAGCUCCAUGCUGACUCCUCCUCAACCUCACCCUGCCCACACCAAGCACAAGCCCACAGUCUCUGAUCUCAGCAUGUCUUCUAAGAGCAUGGAGAUGAAGGACACGUCCCGGACUUCCGGGAACACGGAGAACCACCACGUGGUGCAGAACUCGAAGUAUUCUCCACACGGAGCUAGCGAGAGCAGCACACUACCGUACACCAAAGAUCAGCCUCAUCCCGACCCCGGCGUGCUCACGUCCACGCCGCUGCUGCCUCACACGGACAGCGUGCGGCUCGCCUCGCCCCCCUGUGGCGGUGUCACUUAUAAGAAGGGUUCUGACGUCUCGGAGGACCCGACGCCAGGGCCACUCCGAGAACACUCGGGUUCCUGAUGCGGAGGAUUUCACUCCAGAUUUGCACGUUUUUUUUAAUUCUAUUUUUCAGAAUUAUUUGAUGACAUGGGUACUAUUAUAUAUACGGGCUAUAUUUUAGAUGUGUACAGUUUUUUUUUCGGAAUAAAGAUUAUUUUGUUUUUGAGUAGAAACGAAUACACGUUCAAACUGGAUCGUCUUAACCUUGUGUUUUUACCAGGAAAAAUUAUUCCCAAGCUCAUUUCCUCCAGAGACAUUCUGUUCUUUAUCUAAGCUGUUAUUUAUUUGCACCUGGAGCUUAAAGACACACACACACACACACACACACACACACACACACACCAGCACGAUGUUAACACAUUAAUAUAUAAAGUUUUUCUGGAAUUAUUCACUCUGUAGGGAAUCUCACAAAUACACAGACACACACACCCAGACACACAUACACACACACACACCCAGACACAUACACACACACCCAGACACACACACACCCAGACACACACACACCAGCACAAUGUUAACACGUUCAUAUAUAAAGUUUUUCUGGAAUUAUUCACUCAGUAGGGAAUCUCACAACAUACACACACACACACACACACACACACACACACACACACACACACAGUAAUGAAUCAUUGAUGCAGCUCCUUGUCUCUUCGUGCACUACAUACCAAAUUGACUCUGGAGCUCGUACCUCAUGACUCACGCUUUCCAGAUUUCCUGAAAAUCCUAAAAUCAUCUAUAGCAAAUAUUUUGCCAGGUUUUUUUUUUUUACUGUUUUUUUUGGAUCGUAUUCAGACCAAAGCUGCAUCUCAUGAAUAUUCAUGCUGCUCGUAUUUGUAUAUCAACAGACCAACAGCCCCCCGCUUUAAUCCACACUUUUUUAUUUUAUCUAUAAGACCACCAGAGAGAGUUUAUUAUAGUCGACAUGCAGAUUUAUUGGUGUAAGUCAUGUCGUGUGUGCUGUUGGUUAUUGUUGUUGUCUACAUAAAGCACUAACGCUGAUGUGUGACCAGGUUCCUGCUCGCUGGCUGUUUACGGUUCAUUGUGCUGCAUUUAUUCAGUAAACACCAACAUGUUUAUUGUCCUGACGUCAAACCUGGACACCAGUUUGUGCAAAAUCUCAAAAUUAGGUGCUAAAUUAUUAACUCCGAUGUCCACCUCUUAUAAAUCCUGUGUUCAUGAUGCGUUAUGUGUUCAGUGUGUCAUAUAGCAUUCAUAAUACCUUGUAAUAUUUUAUAAUACGGUUAUUACCUGCUAUAAAGCGCCGGCUUCUAUGUAGGAUUAUGUACGUUAUGUUACAGCUGCCAAGAUUUUGUGUUAUUGCUAAUAAAUAAAGUUACGUAGAUAUUACUUAUGUAUGAUGUUAUACAGCUUAUAUAAUACCUUAUAAUGCAAAGUCCUGAUAAUCACUAAUGUUACAUGUGUAAGACUUUGUAAAGCAAGAACUGUCAUAGUGUGUUAUAAGGUAUUAUAUGUACUGUUUACUGCAUGGCAGAAUGUGGCAUUUGUGCUUAUUUGUUAGUUACAUGCAUAACACUUCAUUAAGCAUGAGAAUUUGGCUGUAAUGUCACCUUACAUAUGACAUAACAUCCAGACACUAAAGCAGAGUGUCUAUAAUGCAUUACAACAUGGUCAGAUUUCAGUGUUAUAUAAUCUGACAUUAUGAAGCCAUUUUAAAUGCUUUCUAAAGUAUUGGAUGUCACUAUAACAGACUACUUCUAGGUAUUAUAACAUAUGAUGUGCUUCAUAAUGCAUGAUUUUGUCUAGAGGCUAUACCAGAUCUUGUGUUAUAAUGCAUUACAACGUAAACAGAUAUUGUUCGUCACCUGUAGUUGUUACCUAAAGUAUUACUCAUGUCAACCCUUUACAAUGCAUUAUUACACUUUAAAACAAUACCAAAGCUUGUGUUAUAAUGCAUUACAAAGAGAGGUAUUAUGAAGUUGUAUGUAUAUGUUAUGCAUCUUCUGCUGGCUUAUGUCAUGUAUUAGUGCAUCAUCAAAGCUUCUAACUCAUAAUGAGAACUCGAGACUAAACCAGAGCUUGUUAUAAAGCAUCACAACUCAGAUGCAUGUUAUGUCACCUGAUGUUAUCAGGUUGUUACCUAGAGUAUUAUACAUGUAUAUCACUAUUACAGCCUUAUGUCAGGCUUCGUGUCACUUCGGUUAGAAACAAUGUCGGAGCUUGUGUUAUUAUUCAUUACAUCAUGAAGAGAUGUUAUAAGGCAUUAUGAAACCUCACAUUUUCUUGUGUGUCUAUCACUAUUACAGGCUUACAGCAGGUAUUAUAACUCGCCGUUCAUGCAUUAUAACGCAUUACGAACACAGGAUUCAUAGGAAAUGUUAAUGUUGUGUAAGAUGUCUGUUUGUUUAAGCCGAUGAUCUGAUUUCAGAGCUGUGGAGUUUUUGUAACACAGGAUUCAGGAGAAACUCUGAAGUUAUCUGAAUUUUUAGUCCUGAAGUCCUCACUUUUAGUCCUCACUUUUUUUUAGCUAUUACGUCAUUAGCGCUUUAUUUUACAGUAACUUCGUCUAGAAGUGAAUAAACAAAUGUUGUAUUACAGCUGAUGUCUAUAAUUAUAUAAGGAUUGUGCGAAGUUUUAUAGCUACAUAAAUCGAUCGUGUAGUAAUACGUUACGCAGGUUGGGAACGUAGUGCGAAGGAACAUCGAACAUUUUUAAAAUCCUUCAGAGACACGUCCGUUUUUUGGCCGUUAAGAAUAUUUUUCACGUUAGUUGCACCCGAAAAACCCAAACUGUGUAUAAAUACUGCAUCGUUCUGUGUAACCGAGUCACCGCUGUGUUUUAGCAUCACACGGCCUUUUAAAAUGGGGUCAUUAAAUGAUUUCGGAUUGACAUCUUCUGUUAAACUCAGAGGAUUUUUACAGUACUGUAAAAUAAAGAGCUACGUCUCAUGCCAAGACCCCCCACCCCCACCCCCAACACAAUGUUGCUGUAUUUUUGGGAAGUCACCACAUUCUCAGCGUGGAUUUGCAAUGUGUUUAAAUAUGCAGUGAAUAUCUGAGGUUCUCACCAGUCCCUGGUUCUAAAGGGUCACUAAGUGCCUUUGUGCUUCAGAGCGCUCGGGUCCAGGAAGCAGAAAUAGGUGUUUGUUUUCAUUUGUAUUUCUUUCUUGAUUUAACACAUUAAUUUGUACAGAGAAGAAUAUCCAAAGCAUUGGGAAAUGGACCAAAUGUGUGUGUGUGUGUGUGUGUGUGUGUGUGUGUGUGUGUGUGUGUGUGUGUGUGGGUCCCGAAGAGGCCUGUGGUGUUGCAAAAAUACACUCGGGAGUGGCUUCAUAUCUGCCUUCUUUUUUUUUUGGUCAAAUGCCUUUACACUGGAGACGACACUAUUUUUAGAGAACAAUGUCUUACUGCAGUUGUUAUAAACAGUUUAUAAGUGAGCAUAAGUGUAUAAACUGUUGGACAGUUAGUUUAACCAAAAGUUUAAUAAAGAAAGCUUUCUCAAAACA
This is a messenger RNA of Tachysurus fulvidraco (yellow catfish), 8191 nucleotides long. It is a transcript of the gene atp10a, whose product is annotated as ATPase phospholipid transporting 10A. Gene Ontology annotation, molecular function: magnesium ion binding; ATP binding; ATPase-coupled intramembrane lipid carrier activity. The record is from RefSeq and is a predicted model, not a curated record. Lineage: Eukaryota; Metazoa; Chordata; Actinopteri; Siluriformes; Bagridae. Gene Ontology annotation, cellular component: plasma membrane. Bases 322 to 4743 code for a protein of 1473 amino acids. The transcript is spliced from 22 exons. Gene Ontology annotation, biological process: phospholipid translocation.